AAUUUCGGUCAUUUCGUCGGUUUCAAAAUUAUUUCCAAGUUUUCAAGACGGCUAUCUACUAUUUUUCAUAAAAUAUUAUCUGUGGUUCAUUAUCUAUUUUACCGCUGUAAUCAUUUAUCAGUAAUCACAAAUUAAAAUAUUCUCUGCUUUUGAAAUUUUGAAUGUUUCGUAAUGGCUAGUUAUUGGCUAACUGAAUUGUUUUUUUACUAUACAAAUCUUUAAGUUGUUACCUUCAUAGUUUAUGCAGAUUACUUAUUGACUCUAAUUUUGUUUUUCGUAGAUUUACUUAAUCAGUUGUAAUUUUUUCAAAACCUAUUGUAAAUGUAUAAAUAAAUUUGACAUUUUACAAUGCAUUCGGUGGAUGAUCGAAAUGUCUGGAUUAAUAAUAUUAUUGAUAAUCCUAAUAUUCGAUAUGAUACUAAACGUAAAAAAUUAAAGAAGGUUAUUAAAGAUAUGGUUUUUGAAAAUGCUGCCAUUUGUGAUGAAAUAUCGCGAAAUCAAGAAAAAUUAUUAGUUGUCCGAGAAGAAUGCAAGUUUUUAACCAAAAAGUUAAAGAUAUUUGAACCUGAAUUAGAUGUUCCUAUUACCACAACCACUGUAAAAAAAGCAACUCCAAGAAAAAAACCAACUACCAAUGGUGUAACACCUAAGCCAAGACGCCCUGCUGCUAAACAUAAAAAAAAUAUUAUUGAAGUCCAAGAACCAAUAACUAGUGGAAAUGUUACUAUUUUCAAUUUUGGAGAAAUUGUAUAUGAUACACCUUUUUACUAUUCAGACUGUGCAAUAUAUCCAGCUGGAUUUUAUGCAACUAGAACUUAUGCUCAUUUCAGAAAUAUAUUUUCUAAAUGCACUUAUCACUGUAAAGUUAUAAAAGCUGGUUCAUCUCCAAGAUUUGAAAUCAUGGAUCAUGAUAAACAUUUCAAAGUAACUGGUUUGAGUACUGAUGAAUGCCAUAGUCAUCUUAUAUCAUUAAUUAAUAAAUUGCUGGGUGCUGAUGACUUAAUACCUGCCAAUAGAAAUGGUGAUAGAUUUUUUGGAUUGACCUUACCUCCAGUCCGCAUGAAACUACAAGAAGCACCAGAAUCUAAAUUUUGUACGGGAUACAUUCCAUUAGAAUUACAGUUAGAUUGUCACGAAGCAGAAUUAAAGGCUGAAAGUGAUCCUGCCGUGAGUUUUGAAGGUCUUCAUAAUACAUUAAACAGAUUUCGAUCUAGGCAUUAGAAAGUGUUAUAAUAAUACCAGUUUUAUACUUAGGUGUAAAAUAAAAUAUGAUAAUUAAAUGUAAUUGUAUGAAACAAAUGUGUACAAUUCUAUCUCAUUAUAACAAAGAAUAAAUCAAUUCAUAAUUUUUGUA
Myzus persicae (green peach aphid) is the source of this 1354-nucleotide messenger RNA. Its product is annotated as transforming growth factor beta regulator 1. Gene Ontology annotation, biological process: regulation of cell cycle. The transcript is spliced from 7 exons. The record is from RefSeq and is a predicted model, not a curated record. NCBI's taxonomy places the organism in Eukaryota, Metazoa, Arthropoda, Insecta, Hemiptera, Aphididae. Bases 349 to 1221 code for a protein of 290 amino acids. Gene Ontology annotation, cellular component: nucleus.